Talaromyces proteolyticus is the source of this 1083-nucleotide messenger RNA. Its product is annotated as class I glutamine amidotransferase-like protein. The record is from RefSeq and is a predicted model, not a curated record. The transcript has 3 exons. Gene Ontology annotation, cellular component: nucleus; cytosol. The coding region runs from base 254 to 1003 and encodes 249 amino acids. Lineage: Eukaryota; Fungi; Ascomycota; Eurotiomycetes; Eurotiales; Trichocomaceae.
GUGGGGAUUGCGCCACUCCCAGAACCGAUAACGAUGAGUCAAAAGACCAAGACCAUCGCCAAAAUAUCCGCACCAUUACGCUUUUUCUUACCAGUUCUCUCUCUGUCUUUUGCUUCUUUUCAUUUCCCUCUCUUGGCGGAAGUCUAUGCAUAGCUCUUUCUUUUGUUUCCCGCCCAAGAUCUGCGUCUAGACAGAAACCAGAGGAACCCCGCCAUCAUCCUUAUCAGUGAAUUAGCAGAAGAACAAAGUGACAAUGCGUCCUCCACUCCGCAUCGCCAUCCUCGAAUGCGACACGCCGGCGGACAAAGUCAAGGCAAAAUACGGAACCUACGGCGACAUAUUCGAAAGGCUCCUGAAAUCCAGCGCGCUAUCUCUAGGAGAAAUCAAUCCAGACACGGAUCUCGCGAUAUCGAAAUUCGAUAUUGUCAAUGACACGAAGUAUCCCAACAUCGACGAUAUCGAUGCUGUGCUUUUGACAGGCUCAAAGCACGAUUCGUUCGCCGAUGUACCUUGGAUUAAUACACUUGUUGAAUUUACAAAGAAGGUGUACUCCGAUGAGCGCGUGAGGUUAAUAGGGGUAUGUUUUGGGCAUCAAAUUAUUGGCAGAGCGCUUGGCGUUCCAGUCGGUCGAAGUGACAUCGGAUGGGAGGUGGCAGUAUGCGAGGUAGAUCUGACAGAAAAGGGCAAGGAAUUGUUUGGGAAAGAAAAGCUUUACAUACACCAAAUGCACAGGGAUAUAGUGGGAGCGUGGCCCAAAGGCGUUGAGCCACUCGGAACCUCACCUCGCUGCACGGUACAAGGAAUGUAUGCAGCGCAAAAGCUGAUUACAGUCCAGGGUCAUCCCGAAUUCAAUAGUGAAAUCAUGCUGGAAAUUUUGGAUGGGCGUCAUAAGCUAGGGAUCUUCUCUGCGGAGGUGUACAACGAGGCUUCGUCAAGAGCAGCAAAUGUGCACGAUGGUCUGGCGGUUGGAGCUGCAUUUUUGAAAUUCUUGCUGGACGAUUGAAUCAAUUAUUUGUUACACAUAGCUAGUCUUGAAAUUUGGCAAUUCACAUUGGAUAUCAAUAGAUAGAGUAAUAUACAACA